Molecule: messenger RNA, 387 nt
Organism: Paramecium octaurelia
Lineage: Eukaryota; Ciliophora; Oligohymenophorea; Peniculida; Parameciidae
Source: the annotation of a GenBank genome assembly
UAUAUGGUGCUAUUUAUGGCACUAUUUGUUAUCGGUUUGGGAAUAUUGGAAGAGUAUUUUUGGAGAAGUAUAUGAAUCGAUAAAAACUUUUAGAUUUUAUGAUUAAAACUCUUCCAUCUGGAUGGGUUGCCGCAUUAUUCGUAGGCUUACACUUUGCACUUCUUGUUAUGAUGAUAACUAGCACUAUAGUAGAAUGGUAGUAUUGCAUUUUAUUGGGAGUGCUAUCAGUGAUUUGGCACAUGGUUAUGGUUUAUGCAAGAAAGGUAAACGAGUAUAAUUUAUAUCUAGUUACUUAAAUUUUCAUCCGUUUUGGUGUAUGGAAUUGCUGCAAGAUUUGGCAUCUACACUGCAUUUUAUAUAUUAUUUUUGAACAUCAAAAUAGGUUGA